Molecule: messenger RNA, 2088 nt
Organism: Quercus robur (English oak)
Lineage: Eukaryota; Viridiplantae; Streptophyta; Magnoliopsida; Fagales; Fagaceae
Exons: 2
Coding region: 1-2088 (695 amino acids)
Molecular function (GO): catalytic activity
Source: RefSeq, a predicted model, not a curated record
AUGAGUUGCCUAGCCUGGAACUGUCGUGGGCUUGGGAACCUACGUACAGGGAGAGAGCUUGUGGAGUUCACACGGGCAAAAGAUCCCUCUGUAGUGUUUGUGGCUGAGACACUUACAGAUGAUGCAAGGCUGGAGAUUAUACAAAGAAGCAUGGAUUAUGAUCAUAGAUGGGUGGUUCCACGGGAAGGUAGAGGUGGUGGCUUGGCAUUGUUUUGGAAGUCUUCAAUAAAUCUGUCAGUAGUGGGGUCGUGCAAGUAUUAUAUUGAUGCUAUCGUAGAUAGGGGUUCAGAAAAUGAAUGGAGGCUAACCGGAUUCCAUGGUGAGCCUGAAACAGCAAGAAGAUCAGAAGCAUGGGAGAAGCUCAGGUAUCUCAAUUCUCAAUCUGAAGUACCUUGGUUAUGCUUUGGGGAUUUUAAUGAGAUAAUUAGACAAGAUGAAAAGGUGGGAGGAGCUUUAAGACCCCAUAAUCAAAUGCAAUUGUUUAGAGAAGUGUUAGACGAAUGUGGGUUUAUGGAUUUGGGUUAUGUAGGAUCUAAAUUCACAUGGGCUAGACAUUUUGACAAUGGUAACUCAAUAUGGGAGAGACUAGAUCGGGGUUUGGCCACUAAUAAUUGGUUUUUAAAAUUUCCUGGUACGAGGGUUCACAAUUUAAGGUGUGAUUCUUCGGAUCACAACCCAAUCCUUAUUGUGUUUUCGGGACUGGAUCCUCCUAAAAGGAAGAAAGUAUUUCGGUUUGAAGAAAUGUGGUUGUCAAAUCCGGGGUGUUCUGAUAUUGUUGAAGCCGUGUGGAAUAGGUGUGAUCAUGAAUCUUUGGAAGGGAUUAUAGGUAGAGUUGAAAAGUGUGGUAGGGAUUUGAGCUGGUGGGAGAAGAAUGUGUUUGGGAAUGUAAGAAGGGAGUUGGAAAAAUUGAAAAAACUUCUACCCAAGGCCGAGAAGGAGGCCAUUCUUAGGGGUGACAAUACUAGGGUUAGAGAACUAAAAAAAGAAAUUGAAGAGUGGCGUGAUAAGGAGGCUACAAUGUGGGCACAAAGAUCAAGAAUUUUAUGGGCAAGACAAGGGGAUAAAAAUUCGAGGUACUUUCAUAAUUGUGCUACGAAAAGAUAUUGGAAAAAUUUGAUUGAAGGUAUGAGAGAUGAAGAAGGUUCAUGGAAGACCAACCCGGAAGACUUUACAGAAAUUCUUGUAAGCUACUACCAUUCACUAUUCAACUCCACGGGUCAUUUGGAUUCUUCACAGGUGUGGGAGUGUGUACCUAGGGUGAUUACUGAUGAGAUGAAUGCCCUAUUAUGCAAAAAAUUUGAAGUACAUGAAGUAGAAGUGGCUUUGAAUCAAAUGGCUCCCCUCAAAGCCCCUGGUCCAGAUGGAAUGUCACCUCUUUUCUACCAACACUUUUGGGGAACAGUUAAUCAUGAUGUUACCGCCUCCAUCCUCAUGUGGCUAAACUCAGUUAAACUUGAUAUGAGUAAGGCCUAUGAUAGGGUGGAAUGGCCUUUUUUGGAAGGUAUAAUGAGGAGGAUGGGUUUCAAUGAAGGAUGGAUAAAUCUGAUUAUGUUGUGUGUUAAAACUGUUACAUACUCGGUGUUGGUGAAUGGAGAACCUUGUGGAAUGAUUCACCCUACAAGGGGUAUUAGGCAAGGCGACCCCAUUUCCCCUUUCCUUUUUUUGCUAUGCACUGAAGGGUUGAAUGGGUUGCUCAAAAAAGCAGAAAGGAAUGGGGAUAUCCAUGGUUUCUCCCUUUGUAGAAGAGGCCCAAAACUAACACAUUUGCUUUUUGCAGAUGAUAGUCUCCUUUUUUGUAGGGCAACAAUGGAGGAAUGUGGCAAAGUAUUGGAGAUGUUAAAUGCCUAUGAAGUUGCUUCCGGCCAAAAAAUAAAUAGAAGCAAGACAGCACUGUUCUUCAGCAAAGCAACUAACGGAGCUUUAAAGGAGCAAAUUAAAGAGGCGUGGGGUGUACCAGAAAUUAUGCAAUAUGAGAAAUACUUGGGUCUACCAUCUUUUGUGGGGAAAAGGAAAAAAGCAAGUUUCAAUUACAUUAAGGAGCGUGUGUGGAGAAAACUUCAAGGAUGGGAAGGGAAAUUACUUUCAUAG